Messenger RNA from Penicillium diatomitis, 450 nucleotides. RefSeq lists its product as uncharacterized. Lineage: Eukaryota; Fungi; Ascomycota; Eurotiomycetes; Eurotiales; Aspergillaceae. The transcript has a single exon. Bases 1 to 450 code for a protein of 149 amino acids. The record is from RefSeq and is a predicted model, not a curated record.
AUGAUGAGUUGGCGCCUCGGAUUAGGACUCAGCAGCGGGGGUGGAUGCCCGAAACGUAGCGAAAUACGCCAAUCUACCCGCCACCGAGUGAGCAGUUCACCACAGACGGGUAGUGCCCAGCAACUGAAAGGCCUGCAGGCUGGAACGCGCUGCCGUGCAAGCCUUCCAGAGGUGACUUCAACCCUGGGUAGGUGGGUGCUUAGUGAGCUUGUGCUGCUUGGCGACAUGCACGCCCGCAGCAAUCUGGAUUCACAGUCUUCCUCGAGGCUGAUCCCCAGUUUCCAGGGAAAAGAUCUUCAACUUCAGAGUGCGGUUAUUCGUCGUGAUGACGAAGAUGGCCAGUUGGAGACUCUACCGCCUGUGGUUGCGAGUACUUGUGACUGGUGCGGCACACUCGUCGCACAGCAUCGGAGGCCGCUCGGCUUGGAUCCACCGCGCUUCGAAUUGUGA